Messenger RNA from Numida meleagris (helmeted guineafowl), 3380 nucleotides. It is a transcript of the gene CDCA7, whose product is annotated as cell division cycle associated 7. The record is from RefSeq and is a predicted model, not a curated record. The transcript has 10 exons. Gene Ontology annotation, biological process: regulation of DNA-templated transcription. Gene Ontology annotation, cellular component: nucleus. NCBI's taxonomy places the organism in Eukaryota, Metazoa, Chordata, Aves, Galliformes, Numididae. The coding region runs from base 100 to 1332 and encodes 410 amino acids.
GGGCGGUAGCGCGGGAAAGGCGCCGCCAGGCCCCGCCCCCUUCUGCCCCAGCCGCUUUGGCGCGAACCUUCAUUUCCCGCCACCCGUCCCGCAGUCAGCAUGGCUCCGCAGCGCCCGCAGCGUCGUUGCUCUGGAAGGAGAACCUUCACCAUGUUCCGAAAUAACAAGCUGAUUCCCAUGGAGACAUCCUCAUCCUCUGACGACAGUUGCGACAGUUUUGGUUCUGACAACUUUGCUAACACGAAACGCAAGCUGAGGUCAAGUGUUAGAGAAGAACUGGCCAGAAUCUUCCACGAAUCCUCUGAUGAUGAAUCCUUCUGUGGCUUUUCAGAAAAGAAAAUUGAAGGUGCUUUGAAACUGGAAUCUGAUUCAGAGGAGAGCAAUGUCAGCGCUGGCAGAGAGGUACCUCUGAGACUGAGGAAAUGCACUGUUCCUCUCAAAGUAGCCAUGAAGUUUCCACCUCGAAGAUCAGGAAGGAGGAAGGCUGAGGUGGAAUCUCUUCCUGAAAAUGUGAUGCCUGCUCCAGAUUCAGACUCAGAUUCUGAAGAAAAGGGCUCCCUGUUUCUAGAAAAAAGAGCUUUAAAUAUCAAGGAAAACAAAGCGAUGCUUGCAAAACUAAUGGCUGAGUUGCAAAAUGUUUCUGGUAUCUUCAGUGGGAGAAGAUCACUUCCAACUGCCAGUAACGCGCCAAAGCGACUUCCAAGACGCUCACUUCCCAGAAGCGCGUUGAGGAGGAACCCUGACCGAAGUUCUCGGCCUCACACGAGAUCCAGGUCCCUGAUUGAAGGCCCUCCUACUCCUUUACCAGAAGAGGAAGAUGAUGACCGGUACCUCCUAGUGAGAAGGAGAAAGAUGUCUGAUGAAGACCUGGAGCAUGAUGCCCAAACUCCCAGGAGGGGUCACCGUGGUGCCAUGGCUCUUCCACACAUUGUGCGACCAGUUGAGGAGAUAACAGAGGAAGAGCUGAAUAACAUCUGUGGAUCUGCGAGAGAGAAAGUGUACAACAGAACCAUGGGAUCUACCUGUCAUCAGUGUCGCCAAAAAACCAUAGACACCAAGACCAAUUGUCGUAACCCUGAUUGCAUAGGGGUACGGGGCCAGUUCUGUGGGCCGUGCCUCCGCAAUAGGUAUGGGGAAGAUGUCAGAACAGCGUUGCUGGAUCCGUCCUGGAGGUGCCCACCAUGUCGUGGAAUCUGCAACUGUAGCUUCUGCAGACAGCGAGAUGGCAGAUGUGCUACGGGUGUCCUGGUCUAUCUGGCCAAGUACCACGGUUAUGACAAUGUCCAUGCCUACUUGAAAGGUCUGAAACAAGAACUCGGAGUGGAAGACUGAAGCUGUGACCGCCUUUGACUUGCGUACUCUUUCACCAGUGCCAUAUUAUUGCCUACAGUGAAUUGUUUAAUCAAAUGAGACUACAAAGCCAGUGCCUUGGUUCCCUCCCCUUUUGGGUUUUUAAAAAAAAAAAAAGCAUAUUGCUGUGCAAAUCGUACUUUAAGAAACUGUUUAAUAGAGAUCUUUGCCUGCAGGCCUUUGGUUUCUUUUUAAGCAACUUUUGUAAAACAAAAAAUGAGAUAGCAUCAGUCCCUGCUUUUAUGCCAACAACUUUUUUUAUCUUGAAAGGAGAUGGGGCUUUAAGCCAUUGGAGUUCUAUUCAUGCAUUGAUCUGUACUGCAGGUUUAUUUGUUCUUUGAAGUUGAUGACAAAAAGAUAUGAAUGUUCUGAACGUUUAGGGCAUUGUUCCCCACAGAACCAAGUGGGGAAAGGUGUGUGCUUAACUCCUGGCCAACUUCUGCUGCAAUAGACUCUUCCUGAACAUAAUUGAUCAAACAGAAACUAACAAUCCUCAAAAACAGCAAUUCACUCGUAAGUUCAAAAAGGAAGGCCUAAAGGUUGCAGUUGAGCAGUCUUCAAGCAUUAACAUUCGGGUUUAUAGAGCACUUGAAGUGCACAUUGGCCAUUUUGAAGGAGAUUCUCUACUGAAUGAUUUAAAUUGCAGCAGAAGCAAUUAGGGGUAGGCUCUUGUGUUCUGUGUUUUCUCAGAUGGGAGGAGGCCACUGCUGGAAGCUCCUACUGCACCAGCGCUGCUGUUGUGUAGUGGUGACUGAUCUGAGAAUGUGGGUAUGCCUCAUGGAGUGACCUGUUAAAUUACUGAUGUUUUUUGGGUUCUCUUCUUGGUUCUCUUUUCUGUUGCUGCCAACUGCAGUAAUGCUUCUCUGCUGAAUCGGCCUGGGGCUUAACGAAGUAGAGGAGUAGUUGAUGUAGCCAUUGGCCAACAGCAAGUGGGUGAAGGAUGGUGACUUGUUGAAUGCUAUCAGGAGAAGGGUCAGUGACAAACGGUCACUCAAUUUUCUUUUACCUAUGAGCAAAAAUAAAAAGCAAAGGCUUUCUAAGCUGCAGUCCAGCUUAAAAUGAAUUAUUCUUCGGCUUGCGUAGAACAGCACAAACAUGGAUAAUGUUCUCAAGAGACGUGCCCUGACUGUGGUAACAGAGGAGGAACAAUUGAUGAAAAGGCUUUUAAAACUGAAUAAAAAAGGAGAUGUGAUGGGUUGCACGCAGUUUGUGAGCACUUAAAAUGUGGCUGGUGCUGUGGUCUCCUCUUUAACAAUCCAUCUAUAUUUCUAUUUAUUUUUGGCUCAGCAUGACUGUAGAAGAGUAUUUUGUAUGAUGAUGUUAAUGGAGCACAUGUACAGCAAGAACUGAGCUGAAGGAUACCUAGUAUUGUGUGAAUAGCAUCUUCUCACUGCUGUAGAAUUGAAGGCGCCAUGAAAACUGCCUGGAGAACCACAGCGUAAGCAUGCGUUUAGUUGGGUAAUGGAAACUACUGUCCAAGUUUUGUUUAAGAUUUAGAAUGCUCUGUUAUACAUAAUGUACAGUUGAACAGUAGGAAGAGUCAGCUUGGAUUUAUUGAGCACUAGAACAAAACGCAGCUUCUGACCUCUCUGCUUGUUUGCAAUCUGUAUAUAAUGAUCCACAUUUUAUACCUUUCUGGGAAUUAGAACUGUGUGGGAGAAGGAGGAUCUUGGAAACAGAAUAUAUUUGUCUCAGACUUGCAGAUCUGGUUCAUAAAUAACCUUGUGCUAUUGAGAGCCUCCCAUCCCCUGCUUCCAUAGUGUAACUAGCUGUGCAAUCUUAGGUGGAGUGUGGCCUAUUCUCCAGGUUCAUCUCUUGAAGAAGGAACUCCAGAAGUACAUGUUCUGACAGAUAAGAGUGAUUUUUCUAAUUGCUGUGCUUGCCUUCUGAUUGCUGGAGUGUGGAAGAACUGUGCUAAAAGUAAAUCCUUGCUCUGUAUCCUGGAAACUGCUGUAUUUAGAUUUCUUCCCAUCGACAAAGUUCUGUAUGAAGGUUUUUAUUUUAAAAAUAAAAGUUUUUCUCGGUUAGAA